ACUCAGAAGCCAUAAAUUUAUCAGUUAAUUUUUGCUGUUUUGGGAACUCAUGUGCAAUGAUCUCACACCGCAUAAAACGUUGUGUUGUAUUUUAUUCUCUUCCAUGACAAAAUUGGAAAUUCCAUCCAAUAGCAGCAUAGUUUAUCCUGAAUUUGGUUACCCAAUAACUGGGCUGAGUGAAGAAUUUUCACGUGGUGAAUUCUGGACGUACAUUGCUUAGAAUGUAAGGUCACCCAGAUUCCGAUUUUAGGUUUCUCUUUUUCACUUGCUUGUCGCUGUCAUAUUCUUGUCUUUCAAGGUUUGGAAUAUGCUAUUCUUUGCCAUCCAAACUAGCCUCAUUCUUGUGUUAUGGCUCCAAAAUAUAAAACGAGUUUUAGAAAAACGACCUCAAACUCGGAGUUGGUAGUUGCCUUGUGAUCAGAAGAAGACACUGUGAUGGAGGAAGAACCCAACUAUUCUUUGGAGUACACACCAACAUGGGUGGUUGCUUCUGUGUGCUUUUUCAUUGUUCUCAUUUCUCUUUGUGCUGAGCGUUCUCUUCAUUAUCUCGGAAAGUCCUUGAAGCGUAGAAAACAAGAGGCGCUUUUUGAAGCUUUGCAGAAGUUAAAAGAAGAAUUGAUGCUUUUAGGGUUCAUCUCCCUUCUUUUAACUGUCUUCCAAGGUUUAGUGAGCCAUAUAUGCAUCCCAACUGAUCUCGCAUCCUACAUGCUUCCAUGCAAAAGGGAAACUCCAGAGGCUGAACAUCAUGGGGACUACACUUCUAUCCAAGCUAUAUCUAAUAUUCAUCGUCGGCUUUUGUCCGAAGAUAGUAGUUUUUCAGGGCAUUGUCUGAAAAAGGGGAAGGCUCCAUUGUUAUCACUGGAAGCAUUACAUCAUCUACACAUUUUCAUCUUUGUACUCGCAGUGGUUCAUGUGAUCUUCUGUGUUACAACAAUGGCUCUCGGAGGGAUGAGGAUACGUGAGUGGAAGCACUGGGAGGAUUCAGUCAAGAGACCUGGAAAAGAUAGGGAUGAUGAUUUUCAUUCAAUACACCAUAAGGAAUUUAGACAAAGGGCAGCUGGACAAUGGAGAAAUGCUGCUGUAAUAAGUUGGAUAAUAUCAUUCUUCAAACAGUUCUAUGGCUCUGUCAGUAAAGCAGACUACAUUUCACUGCGACUAGGAUUUAUCAAGAAACAUUUCCCUCAUAAGCCUGACUUUGAUUUCCAUGAGUACAUCAUGCGAACACUUGAAGUUGAUUUCAAGAGAAUUGUUGGCAUAAGCUCGUACCUGUGGCUCUUCGUCGUGCUGUUUUUGCUGAUUAAUUUGAAAGGAUGGCACACCUACUUCUGGUUAGCCUUUUUGCCAUUGAUUCUUCUGCUUCUCGUGGGUGCUAAGCUCGAACACAUAAUCAACCAUUUGGCUAAGGAAGCUGAAGAGAAUAUUACGGAUCAUGAAGCACAACAGACUAGUGGAAAGAAGACCUCCAAGGAAUCCACAGGAGUGAAGCCUUCGGACAAACACUUUUGGUUUCAUAAACCUCGCCUUAUUCUGUUCUUGAUCCACUUCAUUUUGUUUCAGAAUUCAUUUGAGAUUGCAUUCUUUUUCUGGAUUUUGUGUACAUAUGGAUUCCAUUCUUGCAUCAUGGAAAAACUUGGCUUCAUCAUCACAAGACUUAUAAUGGGAGCGAUUGUUCAAGUUCUCUGCAGUUACAUUACCUUGCCUUUGUAUGCAUUAGUCACCCAGAUGGGAAGCACAUUCAAGGAAGGAAUGUUUGGUGCUGUAGUGGUAGAAGGAAUUGGAAGUUGGACAGAGAAUAUAAGAGGCCAACCACAAGUGAAUAAGAUGGAAAAACAAAUGUCCCAAAUUGUUCACACUUCAACUGCACAACAACCAUCUCAUCAUCAGGAAGCCACUGCCUCAGGAGAUGAGAUCACUCGUGUAGAUCAUCAUUAAAACAGAUUUUGAAUCAGGGAAAUUUAAUUUAUAUUAUCAACUCAGCAUAAUAUAUUUAAUGUAUUUUCAUUUCAUAUCAAAUACUUUUUUAACCACCAAUACUCUACUAAUUAGCCAAUGAUAUGUGAUUAUUAUUACCA
Messenger RNA from Ziziphus jujuba (common jujube), 2072 nucleotides. Its product is annotated as MLO-like protein 13. Gene Ontology annotation, cellular component: membrane. The record is from RefSeq and is a predicted model, not a curated record. Gene Ontology annotation, biological process: defense response. Lineage: Eukaryota; Viridiplantae; Streptophyta; Magnoliopsida; Rosales; Rhamnaceae. The transcript is spliced from 14 exons. The coding region runs from base 436 to 1932 and encodes 498 amino acids.